This is a messenger RNA of Magnolia sinica, 3553 nucleotides long. RefSeq lists its product as uncharacterized. Bases 534 to 3413 code for a protein of 959 amino acids. NCBI's taxonomy places the organism in Eukaryota, Viridiplantae, Streptophyta, Magnoliopsida, Magnoliales, Magnoliaceae. Gene Ontology annotation, biological process: regulatory ncRNA-mediated gene silencing. The record is from RefSeq and is a predicted model, not a curated record. The transcript has 3 exons.
GCUACUUUUCAUUUCUAAAACGCAAACGGUUUCUGAAAUUCCCCCAAAGAAAGAAAAAAGACACGAGAGAGAGAAAGAGAGAGAUGGAUGAAGAUGAGAUCUUCACUUCAAAAGGUUAGAUCGAUCUCUCUCUCCUCUUUCAUCGAAUCUCGAUUGUUAGAAACCCUCACUUCUUCCCUUUGUGAUCUGCUGCGUUCCGUUUUCUAGGGUUAGGAAUUUUUCCUCUGCCGAUUCUGUCAUUUUAGGCGAUUAUCUUCAAUUGAUGAAAAUGCCUGACUGAAUUUUCUAGUGUUAGGGUAUCCGACUGGGAAUUUUCUAGGGUUACGAUUUUUUUCCACCCGUCUCUCUCACUGUCUGCACGUUGGGUUUGGUUGCGUUUCUAAGGUUUUGGGUUGCGUUUCACGAUCGCGUGUUUCCUUUCAGUGCUUUGUCCUCGUUGAAUCACAGCUUGUAUCUACUGUCUGAUUUGUUUUAUUCGGUCGCUUUUUGGCGACUACUUCUCUCCUGAAAUCAUAUUUUCUGGAGGUUGGAAGAUGCGGUCUCGGAGAUCUGAAGGUGGCAGUGCCAGUGUUAGGAUCCGAUCUCCACCGUCGUCUUCAGCAGCGAAGAUUCGGGAACACCACCGAUCUGAAUGGCGUUCCAAUCCUUACCGGAAGGAACGCCACAGCCCUCCACCGGAGCGUGAGAGGCUGUCUCGGAGGGUUUUGGAUGGCGGGGAUCGGCGCAGCGCUUCUGUUGAAAGGAGAGAUUUUGCUCGGCAUUUGGAUGGAGGUCGAGACGUCAGCAGUGGGGUGCGCUUGCGCCAGUUUGAUGAGGCUUACCUUCGCCAGGACUCUACACCCAUUGAUUUCCGGCGUAAAUACUUUGAUUUCGAUGUUGAAGGAAACCCUAACUUGAAGCACGUUGGUGUCAGCGGUGGAGAUGGUAUUGGAGGUAGUAGUACUUCAAGGCCUGGAAAGGAUAAAGAUUUCCAAGGAAACGGGUCAUCGGGCCUCGAUGGGCAUGGGAUGCUGCUUCAAAAAUCAAUGUGCUUGGAAGAUGGGUCGGUUCGGACCUUCUUUUCACUACCUCCAGAUGGUGCCUAUGCAUUGUCGUCAGGAUUGAAUCCUGGCAAACAUGGUGGUAGUAGUGCCUUCGCGUCGUCUUCGGGGGUUAAUUUGAAUGUUGGCCUCCGCGAAGAGAAAGACCUUCGCUAUCCAAACAAGUUAUUGGUGAGAGAACCUUAUGAGGAAGAAGAAGAGAAACAGCGAUUGUUCUAUUCUAGGGAUGCUUCGUAUCCUACAAUACUGCCAUCUGUUUCACAGUCUAAGGCUUUUGGAAAUACCUCGAGUGGCCUUGGGAGGGAUGAUUUCCUCAGUUCGUAUCGUGAGCAUUUGCAUCUACCAUCAGCGGUUGGGUUUGGUAGGAGCAGCGGUGGCAAGUUCACAGACAUUUCGGAAGGGUACGGUGGGAGGCAAGAACUCUUUGACCCAACGAAUGGCCCUGAGAUGCGAUCGAAAGAUCUGAAAUCCUAUCAGCGGGACCUAAUUAGCCCAUCCAGGGAUGAGUCUCGGGAUUAUAGGUAUCCUGAACUUGGUCGAAGAGAUAGGGAUGAUCUGCCUUUUUUGUCUGAUGAAUUAUACAAGAAGAUGCAGCUGAAUGCUCGAGGGGACUACUAUAGCAGAGAUGCAUUGGGGUCAACUUUCAUGGAUCAUACUGGAGAUGGGAUAGACGACGCUGAGACUUCACGCAGAAUUCUCAGAGACAAUGGCUCAUGGGAUCACUAUUCUCUACAAAGAGAUCCAGUCUCAGACUACCACGAUGUGAAUAGAGUCCCUCUGUCAACAGAUCGACGUGGGGAACUUUUUGGUUCUGGAAGCACACAUCUUGAGUUCGGAACGGAAGCAUCCCGAGAUCGUGAUGUCACUUAUUUUGGAGGAGAUUAUGUUUUUGGAAGAGAUGCAGAUGUAGCAGAUUACAGAGAAAGAUUGAGGAGUCCAUUGAGAUCAGAACAUGAUCCAGAUGUGUUCAGAACUGAUGUGAACCCCCAAGGGCCCCAGCGAAGGUUGAAUGCGGAGGAGCUAGGUGUUUAUGAUCCAUCUGAGAGGACAAUGAAAAGAAAACAUGCCAUAGAUGAGAUGGAUAGGCAUAAUUUGAGAAGUGUAUUACCACAUAAUCACAAUAUAUCGAGACGGAUUCCCGAGAGGAGUGGCAGUGCUGAGCGGAGGAUUCUGGAAGGCCGGAUCGGGCCAUCACCAUCCCAAAGAUUGGGCUUUGGACGCACCCAAUAUAGAAAGCCUGGGAGGAUAAUUGAUGGUUCAUGCAGAAUAUCAAUAUCUGAUGAUUCACUGCCAUCUGAAGAUCUACCAGUACAUGUGCGAGGUGGGUUCAUUGGAUCCCGUCUUAGUGGCAGCCGAGAACUUAGCUUAAAAAGGCGGUUGAGACUUGGUCCUUCAGCCAUUCAUAAUUCAGUUCCAUUCGACAAAAGACAAGGUUUUUUCAGACCAUACAAAUUUCGUAAAGGAGCCUUAGAAGAGAGGCAUGGUGGUGCCAAUGCACACGAUUGUGAUAUGUUAGAAGAUACAGUGCCACUUGUGAAGAAGAAGGCUGAUCCACCAGAAGGCUCAGAGGAGUUCAAGCAGCUGGUCCAUAGAGCCUUCCUUCGGUUUUCUAAACAGUUGAAUGAGAGUCCGGCUCAGCAAAAAAGGUACAGGGAGCAAGGAAAAGCUGGUAACCUGCUUUGCAGCGUAUGUGGCAGCCUCUCGAAGGAGUUUGGGGACACACACAGCUUGGUAACCCAUGCAUUCAAUUCCCUCAAGGUCGGCUUAAGAACAGAUCACUUGGGCCUUCACAAAGCGAUCUGUGUGAUGAUGGGGUGGAACAGUCUCAUUGCCCCUGACACUGGGAAGGCCUACCAGUCCAUGCCUAUUGCCGAAGCUUCAGCUCUGAAAGUGGACCUCAUUCUAUGGCCCCCACUCGUGAUCAUUCACAACAGUUCCAUUGGAAAGAAGAACAACGAUACACCGGUGGUUGUAACCAAUGAAAGAAUGGAGGAAAUACUCAGAGAGAUGGGGUUUGGUGCAGGAAAGGCCAAGGUAUGCCGAGGGAAGCCUGCGAACCAUAGCAUUCUGGUGGUGAAGUUCAUGCCAACAUUUUCCGGAUUACAAGAAGCGGAGAGGCUUAACAAGCAUUAUGCUGAGAACAAGCGCGGGAGGAAGGAGUUUGAGCAGAUUGCUUCCAAAGAACGUGGCAAAGGCAUGGGUGGAGGAGAGGCACUGGUGGAGAAGGCAGAGCUACUUCUCUACGGGUACAUGGGGAUUGCUGAGGACUUGGAUAAGCUUGACUUUGAAACUAAGAAAAGGUGUGUGGUGAAGAGCAUGAAGGACAUUGAAGCCAUUGCAGAUGCUCCUCUUGUAGCUGAUUCCGAAGUGUGACAGAUUUAUCUGCUAUUGUAAGUAAGGCUGACCCUUUUCUUUUUCUUUUUCUUUUUGUUUCGUUGAUGUUUACUGAUUGAGAAAUGAUCAUACACAACCCUGUCUUUUAGCUUAACAUACACCGUUUUAAUUUUUGCUGA